Solanum verrucosum is the source of this 588-nucleotide messenger RNA. RefSeq lists its product as uncharacterized. NCBI's taxonomy places the organism in Eukaryota, Viridiplantae, Streptophyta, Magnoliopsida, Solanales, Solanaceae. The transcript has 3 exons. Bases 1 to 588 code for a protein of 195 amino acids. The record is from RefSeq and is a predicted model, not a curated record.
AUGGUGGAAGAUUCAAUGGAGGUAUUCAUGGAUGAUUUUUCAGUUGUAGGUUAUUCUUUUGAGAUAUGUUUAGCGCAUCUUGGGUGGGUCCGCCAAAGGUGUGUAGAAACCAACUUGGUCCUUAAUUGGGAAAAAUGUCAUUUCAUGAUUAAAGAAGGCAUAGUCCUAGGUCACAAAGUGUCACAGAAGGGACUGGGGGUUGUCAAAGCAAAGAUUGAGGUUAUUGAGAAGUUGCCACCACCUAUAUCUGUUGAAGGAGUUCGGAGUUUUUUGGGGCAUGCAAGCAAGACACUAAAUGGAGCACAACGUAACUACAAUGUUACUGAACAAGAGCUUUUGGCUGUGGUUUAUGCAUUUGACAAGUUCAUGGCAUAUUGUUGGGCACAAAGGACCAUUUCAACGAGCCGUCGAGGGGACUCGGCAAUCUCAACUUUGCUCACUUUUGUGGUAUCAAGAGUGAUAUCAGAUGCUGGAAUAUUUAGCAAUGUAGUUAGGCUACUCGGCGAUGUGCCAAAGAAAUUGGGCGAUCCCGACUUUCACCGCCCUUUGCAUAGUCUUGUAGGGUCGGAGUUCUGGAAACUUCGGUGA